AUGCCUAUUCUAAUAUUCCCUGAGGGGACAUGUAUUAACAACACUUCCGUUAUGUUAUUCAAAAAAGGGUCUUUUGAAGUGUCUUCUGUGGUUCAUCCUAUAGCUUUGAAAUAUGACAGCCGUUUAGGGGAUCCUUUUUGGAAUAGUCACCGUCAAGGCUAUUUGUCCUAUUUACUUGGCAUGAUGACUUCUUGGGCCCUAAUUUGUGAUGUUUGGUAUUUACCUCCAAUGCAUCGUUUGGAAGGAGAAACAUCCAUAUCCUUCGCUAGAAGAUGUCAAAGAACAAUAGCCCAAAAAGGGGGUUUAGUAGAUUUGGGUUGGGAUGGAAAUUUAAAAAGAACAAAAGUCCCGGAACGUUUGAGGGAUGAACAAAAAGAAUUAUUUUAUCAAUAUUUGGUACAAACAACCCCUAUAUGUGAAUGUGGAAGGGCUAGUAAUGAACAAAUUGAAAGUAUCCAAAGGGGGGUAAGUCUGUGUGGAUUUCUUUUUUGUGGUUGA
Molecule: messenger RNA, 498 nt
Organism: Meloidogyne enterolobii
Lineage: Eukaryota; Metazoa; Nematoda; Chromadorea; Rhabditida; Meloidogynidae
Source: the annotation of a GenBank genome assembly